Punica granatum (pomegranate) is the source of this 2271-nucleotide messenger RNA. NCBI's taxonomy places the organism in Eukaryota, Viridiplantae, Streptophyta, Magnoliopsida, Myrtales, Lythraceae. The record is from RefSeq and is a predicted model, not a curated record.
GUUGUUCUUCGCCCAUCCCAUCUCUCUCUCUCUCCUUUCUCUCUCUGUGUAAUGGCUGUGGAAUCGGAGGCUCCGCGGUGUUUCCUCUGCGGCGAUCAUCGCGGCGUCGAAUGACGGCGGAAUGCGAUCAUCGGAGGGGGCCGUCGUCGUCCGUCCUUGUUCUUCUUCUCAGCUCCACGGCGUUUGAGUGAGGUAGAAAUCCUCCUCCGGCCGUCCCGGAGAGCUGUUGCGGCAGCUCGAUACUGAAGCUCCACUCUCACUUUCUCUCAGUCUAGUGAGAAUUUCACCUCCUCAGCUCUCUGUUUCUACUCUCUGUGUGCCGUUAUCGCUCUCUGGUACAGCUCGCGUCCAAUCUGAGCUCCGAUUUCUCUUUUGCUUCCGUAUUGUAGUCUCCGCUCCGAUCGUUCUCCGUCAAUCGGUUGGUUGCGCGAGAAAUCGACGAUCGUUGCUCAGACGGCUGUUACGACGGUUUCCGGCGAGGGAACUAGAGAUUGUGCGCGGUGGAGAGAGCAAGUUAUAUUCAAAAUUUUGAGAAGAAUCAGCGCACGAUGUUAGAUCUCAAUCUGAAUGUUCUUUCGGUGGCGGAGUCAGCUCACGAAGAGAGUUCCGCUGUGCUCCUGGAGAGACUCUCCGAAGGUUCGGCGAUUCAGAUGGACGAAUCUGGAACGUCGAACUCGUCGGUCGUCAAUGCUGACGCCGGCGAUGAUGACUCUUCCUCCACGCGUGCCACCAGCGGCGGUGCUGAUGCGUGCACUCUCAGCUUCGGCAUCCUUAAGGUCCAUGGAGUAGGAAACGACGCUGCGAAGACGAAGGAAUUCUUCCCUCUUAGAGGUGUGGUCGCUGAAUCUUCUUCCACGGAGAAGUGGAUCGGUCUCUCCUUUGAUGGCGGUAACUUCAACACUAACAGAGAGAGUGAGGUGCGGGUGAUGCAGCAACCGUCACAGCCGCCGAAGAAGAGCAGGCGAGGUCCACGGUCAAGGAGCUCGCAGUAUAGAGGAGUUACUUUCUACAGGAGGACCGGGAGAUGGGAAUCGCACAUUUGGGACUGUGGAAAACAAGUAUAUUUGGGUGGAUUUGAUACUGCGCAUGCUGCAGCCAGAGCCUAUGAUCGAGCAGCUAUUAAGUUCAGGGGAGUUGAGGCAGAUAUCAAUUUCAAUCUGAGUGACUAUGAGGAGGAUCUAAAACAGAUGAAGAAUCUGACGAAAGAAGAAUUUGUGCACAUACUCCGUCGUCAAAGUACUGGCUUUUCAAGAGGGAGUUCUAAAUAUCGAGGGGUGACAUUGCAUAAGUGUGGUCGUUGGGAAGCUAGGAUGGGUCAAUUCCUUGGCAAGAAGGCUUAUGACAAGGCUGCUAUAAGAUGUAAUGGAAGAGAGGCAGUUACCAACUUUGAGCCAAGUUCUUAUGAAGGAGAGAUGGUUCCUGGGUCCUCUUGUGAAGGUGGUGACCCGAACCUGGACCUGAAUCUUGGGAUUUCACCCCCUUCUUUUGGUAAUGCUUUGAACAAAGUUGAGGGCCGCGCAUCAUUCCAAGCUGAGCAUUAUAGCGCACUCUAUGGAAGAAACUCUAGGAUGGAGAACGCUGCCGCUGCCUCAUUGGGUGGUCCACCUUUUCAGGGGCUAGUUAUGAUGCAAGGACACACAUCGUCAUGGAAUGGUUGUGCCAGUUUCUUUCCAGCUGAGGAUAGAGCUAAAGGUCAAAGAAUUGAACAAAAUCCCUCGGUAGGACUCCACGACUGGGCCUGGCAAGUGAAUGGCUCAGUUUGCGCUGCCCCAACAAGGCCAUUGCUCCAAGUCUCUGCUGCAGCAUCAUCAGGAUUCUCAUUUUCUGUCACUCCUCGCGCGACCGCCCUUCUCCCACCACCACUAUCACUAUCAUCCAACCCAACACCCCAUAACCUGUGUUUCUCUUCUUCUUAUUCGCCUUCCGGGUCAGCUCCCUCCUCCAACCCCUUUUAUCAUCACCACCCUCAGGCGAAGCAGCCUCCUCCAUGAGAUUCUUGCCUUUUUCUCUCUGAUACUUUUAAGUGGUACAGUUUGGGUAAAUGCAGGAAAAAAGGAGAAGAUUUUAUUGGGAGUGGGUCUGCAGAUUCUUUUGUGUAGUAAAGUAAUUCACAGAGGUUUUACUUCAUACUGAGAAAAGUUAAAAACUUUCUUCCUGACUCUUUUUUUUUUUAUUAUUAUUUUAAACUACUGUUCAAAUGGAUUGCUCUGUUUGUAAUUUGAGAGUAUCACAAGUAAAUUUGCUAAUGCAUUUGCCUAUUGAUUUUCUGCC